AGGUGAACCAGGACAACCUGGACCACAAGGCCCUGGAGGACCAAAGGGAUCUAAAGGAAGUGGAGGUGAAGCAGGCUUAAAUGGACUUCCUGGUGCUAGAGGACAACCUGGAAUUCCUGGAGAUGUUGGUCCCAGAGGUGAACCAGGAGCACCUGGUAAAAUCAUUGCUUCAGCUGGCUCUAAUGCUGUUGCAAUCCCAGGACCACCAGGACCUUCCGGACCUCCAGGUCCUGCUGGAACCCAUGGUCUGUCUGGUCCCAUCGGCCCGGCUGGUCUCCCAGGACGACCCGGAACUAAGGGAGAUCAAGGAGAUCAAGGAGAUAAAGGACAUAAGGGAGAUAAGGGAGAGCAAGGGAAACCUGGCGAGCCUGGGACUGUCACACGUUCAGAAACCCCCGGAACCGACAAACCUUCCUCAGGUGCUAGCCUGCCUGGCCCACCAGGUCCUCCAGGGCAUGCUGGAGCAACUGGUCCUCCAGGUCCUUCUGGUGAGGGUAAACAGGGUCCUCCUGGACGCAGGGGUCCUGCAGGAGAGCCAGGAGUUGGUCUUCCUGGAUCUCCAGGAGAUAAAGGAGAGCCGGGCAGUUUUGUUCCUACCUCAGGAACCUUUUUUGCUGGACCACCAGGACCCCCGGGCCCACCAGGUGACCGAGGACCAGAAGGGUUCCAAGGAGAACCAGGUCAACCAGGACUUCCAGGGAGUCCAGGAAGUGCAGGGAAACCAGGUCAUGGUCAGCCUGGACCUAAGGGACCUGAGGGUCCACCAGGCCCCGAGGGGCCAGAGGGGAUCGAUGGAAAUAAAGGACCACCUGGACCACCUGGACUAUCUGGACUACCUGGUUCGCCUGGAAGAGAUGGAAGUGGACCAACAGAUGUGGGUCCGUACCUUGCAGAGUACCUUCAGAGUAGCUCAUUCAGUCCAGGCGCCCCAGGGCCACCUGGACCACCAGGUGCUCCUGGAAGAGAUGGAACUGUAUCUGGAUCACCUGAUGUGA
This is a messenger RNA of Notothenia coriiceps (black rockcod), 995 nucleotides long. RefSeq lists its product as uncharacterized. The transcript is spliced from 15 exons. The record is from RefSeq and is a predicted model, not a curated record. The coding region runs from base 81 to 995 and encodes 304 amino acids. Lineage: Eukaryota; Metazoa; Chordata; Actinopteri; Perciformes; Nototheniidae.